AAGCAGUUUUGUGCUGUUUACAAAGAUUUGGAAAGUAUGCUUUCUGCUUACAUCACAGGCUGGUCAAUAGUUUCAUUCCUCCCUCCCUUUUCUACUGCUUCUGCUUUUUAUUUGAGGCAGGGAUCUGGGACCUGGGUUAGGUCCCUUCUGCACUGCUCACUUGUCCUUUCUCAGCAGAAAAGCAACAGGCAGCUCUCAGUGUGGACACUGACAUAGAGAAGGAAAGAGAGGAAGUGGGCGGGGAAUGCAGGAUCCUUCUGUGUGAGACUGGGAACGGGAAGUGCUUAAAGAGGGCAUCAUGCCCAGUUUGGGUUCUUCCUUUGCUGCUGUUGGAUAAAGGGGAACAUUUAAAGCCAGAAAGCUUCAAACAUAAUUGCCACAUCUCUAUCUUAUCCCCAUUUACUGCUGGUAAAGGCUCAUGAAGUGUCUCUGCUUGGAACAUCUGCAGUUACAAAGGCACAGCUUUGUUGGAGAACCAUGUGCUUCUCUUAGGAAAACAGUGUAGCUGGAGGCAUGGGACUUGUUUUAAAUAGUAUUAAAGAGGAAGGUUAAUUAUAGCUUAAACUUGGAAGGGGAGAGAAAGCACCUAAAAAGUGCAUCUUUGUUCAAUGCUAAACAUGCAGUUACUCUGGAGGAAAAGCAUUUGAAGAGUGUUCUCAUCUUAAAAGACAGCAGCUUUCUCCUUCUUUAGAGUCUUUGAUUUCAAAAGAAGUUUUGAGCCAUGCUGCACCUCAAUUUGAAAGGUAAUGCUCUGGGAGGCAGGUGGCUGGUACCUUGUCUGUGUGCGUGGAGCAGCUUGUGGAGAGCAUUUUUGCACAUCCUCAAACCUCCCUGAGUCUGGGUAAUGCGAUAAACUCUGACAGUCGCCCUGACAUUUCUUGACAUUUUAAGCAGCUUGUGGAAAUGGACUGCUUGGUUUGUGAACUGGGCCAUAGUCACACCAGUGACUUCUUUUUCUGAGAGAAACCAGAAGCCUGGCCCAGUGUAGAUCCAUCUGUGAUGAGAGGUGGCUGAGCCUGGAUGUUAGGAAAAAGUGGCUUCUUCUAAAAAAUAGCUGGUACAUACCUCAAUUCACCACAAAUGCAUGGCGAUGAAGCUGUAACAGAUAGAAGAGAGUGCCCAUUUCACACUGAAUCAUGUACAUGCUCUUCUUCUCCAAAACUCUUCUCAAAUUAACUAAAUUUUUUUACUGUAUUGGAGAGGUGCACUUUUGAAGACAAAAAUAAACAUACUUGACCCUCUCUUUGUAAUGACUGGCAGGAUUUAUUUCCCUUCUUUAUUUCCAGAGUUAAUAUUUUGAAAACUGAAGUCUUCCCUGUUGAAGAGCAAGAAUCAUUUCAGCUGCUAGAGGGAAGAGGUGGCUUUGGGGAAGUUGAUGACAUCCUUUCACUAAAAGACUAUUUCCCUUCUCCUCUUUGCCCCACAGCUUUGCCUCUAUUUUUCAAUGUUAUGCUCAUCAGCUACCCUCUGUAGUAGUCAGAAAAUACAAGGGUAUCUCAAUCUUCCAAUUUCUUUUUCUCUUAACCUAAUGUGCAAUGCUCAUGUCAGUGCAGUGGGACUGAAGGUUGCUAUGAGGUGCAUUUGGGCUCUCUGUGCGCUUUGCCACCCUUGAUCACACAGAUGCUUCUGUGGGCCCUCUGACAAGUGGUAGGAAUCAGUCCAUCUGUCUGCUCUCAGGCAGGUACUUCUUGGUGCAAGAGGUCAGCAAAAGGUAACAAUUUCUGAACACAGAAAAGAAAUGGUAACUGCAAUAGGCAUGUUAGUGUUUGAAUUUAAAGGACUUGCCUUUCAGAGCUGGUAGGAUGACUCCCUGCCCCUUUAUGCAAACAGCAUGCUUGGCUAUUUCACCAACCAUGUAUUACUUCAGUCAGGUUAAAAUGAAUGCCAUCAAACCUCCUCCCUCAAAAUUGCCUUUGAUGUUUACAGAGAGAUACUUUGCUUCAGACUGUGUCUUCUGCUUCAGAGAGAAUAUCAUUCCUGUUAUUCAUUUCCUGUUGACAACAUAUGACUGUAGUGUCCUAGGAAAUAAAGGAUGCUGAGUGUUUCUAUAGUACUCUCCUUGACUAAGCAAUUUGACUCCAACACUUAAUAUAAUACAUGCAUCACUCUAUAUAUUGAUAAUGUUUCACAGACUUACAUAAGUUGGUUGAGCUGAGAUGUUCUGUUUCUCAGCGCAGUGAACAACCCCCAGUGCCUACCAGACAAAAAGUAUCGGAAGUAGAGACACAGGGAGAUGAAUGCAGUUUGCCUGGGAACUAUUUCUGCACUUAAUAGUGGAGGAAGUGAUUGUGAAACUAUGACUUGCGCAAAAUGGUUGCAUCAGCCUUUCCAGCAAUGGGAGUUGACUGACAAAAAGAAGAGACUGACACUAAAUUUUAUCUUUCAAAGAAGAGAGUUCAACUACAAUCUCUUCUCAUUUUUUGUGUCCCCAGUCAGCAGCAAUGGUAGAAUUGGUUGAAAGUGAGUUUGAAGGGUAUGAAGUGACCAUUCAGAUGCCUUGACCAGCCCACAAAGAGACUGAAACACAGCAUGCAGUACACAGGCAAAAUGUCCAUCCAAGCAGACCACAAAUCAAGAACUACACACACCUGGCAAGUGUUGGCCAUCUACAUGGCCUUAGCUGCAAGCCUCUCCGAGCAACAAGCACUGAAGCAGACUUGUCCUUCAUGCGAUGCCACUCAGCUUUGCAACUGCUCCUCCAUGGGCUUGGAAUUCAUUCCCCCUGGGCUCACAGCCAAAAUCACAGGGUUAAACCUGGCUCACAACAGGAUAAAGCACAUCCAAUCCCAGGACCUGAAGCAGGCUGUGAACCUGAGAACCCUGCUGCUGCAGUCCAACAAAAUCAGCUCCAUAGAUGAGGACUCCUUUCAGUCCCUGGAAAAACUGGAGCUCUUGGACUUAUCAAAUAACAGCUUGGCUCACUUGUCCCCUGUGUGGUUUGGGCACCUUUUUUCACUCCAGCACCUCCAUCUUCAAGGCAAUUCCUACAGAGACCUGGGGCAGAGCCCCCCCUUUUCUAGGCUGAGGAACCUGAGCUCCCUCCACCUGGGCAACCCGCAGUUCUCCGUGAUAAGGCAAGGGAACUUUGAGGGCAUUGAGUUUCUGCACAAGCUGUGGAUUGAUGGUAGCAAUCUCAGUCAGUAUGAGCAGGGAAGUUUGAAAUCAAUUAAGCAGAUUAAUCACAUGAUCAUAAAUAUAAGAAGUAUUACUACAUUCUCAGAAAUUGUUAGGGACCUUGUGUACUCUGUCACUUGGCUGGAAGUGGCAGAAAUAGAAUUACCGGUUGAAAAAAAAAGCUUGGUGCAGAAUUCUAGACGUCCUUUUAGGCUGCAGAAACUCACAUUUAAAGAAGCUUUAUUCACAGAUCAGACUAUCAGCCGAACAAUAGUGUCACUGAAGAAAAUCACCUCUUUAAAAGAGUUACAGGCAAUCAAUUGUGUGCUUGAGGGGAAGGGAAACUGGAACACUGCAGAAAUUGCAAGGAGUGGACAAAGUUUUGUUGAAACCAUAACGAUAAUAAAGGCAGUGAUUCAGAAUUUUCAUUUGUUUUUUGACCUGAAAGGCAUGGAGUCACAAAUAAACAAACUAAAAAGACUCACUAUCACAAGCUCUUAUGUUUUCAUGGUACCAUGCGAACUUGCAAGAAAUUUUUCAUCACUUCUGUAUCUGGACUUUCAUGAAAAUUUGCUUGCAAAUAAUCGUUUAAAUGAGACAAUCUGUGAAGGUUCCUGGCCUUCAUUGCAAACUUUAAAUUUAAGUCAGAACUCUUUAAAAUCUCUGGAGCUGACUGCAGUGUAUAUAUCUCGACUACCCAAAUUGAUUAAUCUUGACAUUAGCCAAAAUACUUUUCUUGAGAUUCCAGGGGAGUGUACAUGGCCAGAACACCUGAAAUAUUUAAACCUGUCCAGCACUCACAUUCCUAAAGUAACACGCUGCAUUCCUCAAUCACUAGAAGUGUUGGAUGUCAGUGGCAACAACCUGAAGGAGUUUGGACUGCAGCUCCUAUCUCUGAAGGAGCUGUACCUCACAAGAAACCAGCUGAAAACGCUGCCAGGUGCUGCACCCAUUCCAAACUUGGUGUCCUUGUCCAUCAGAAGAAACAAGCUGAACAGUUUCUCCAAGGAGGAGUUUGAGUCCUUCAGGAGAAUGGAGCUGCUGGAUGCCCGUGACAACAACUUCAUCUGCUCCUGUGAGUUCCUCUCCUUCGUCCACCACAAGGCCGGGCUAGCGCAGGUGCUGGUGGGGUGGCCGGACAGGUACGUGUGUGACUCUCCGCUGGCGGUGAGAGGGGCGCAGGUUGGCGCCGUGCGCCUCUCCCUGAUGGAGUGCCACAGGUCCCUGGUGGUGUCGUUGAUCUGCGUCCUGGUGUUCCUGGUUGUCCUGCUGCUGGUGGCCGUCAGCUACAAGUACCACGUGGUGUGGUACCUGCGGAUGACGUGGGCGUGGCUGCAGGCCAAGCGGAAGCCCAAGCGCGCCCCGCCGAAGGACGUCUGCUACGACGCCUUUGUCUCCUACAGCGAGAACGACUCCGAGUGGGUGGAGAACACCAUGGUGCGGGAGCUGGAGCAGGCCUGCCCUCCCUUCCGCCUCUGCCUGCACAAGCGGGACUUUGUGCCGGGGAAGUGGAUCGUGGACAACAUCAUUGACUCCAUUGAGAAGAGCCGCAAAACGCUCUUUGUGCUGUCCGAGCACUUUGUGCGGAGCGAGUGGUGCAAGUACGAGCUGGACUUCUCGCAUUUCCGCCUCUUUGAUGAGAACAACGACGCGGCGAUUCUCAUCCUCCUGGAGCCCAUCCAGAGCAAAGCCAUUCCCAAGAGGUUCUGCAAGCUGCGGAAGAUCAUGAACACAAAGACCUACCUGGAGUGGCCUCUCGACGAAGAGCAGCAGCAGGUGUUUUGGUAUAAUUUGAAAAUAUCUCUGAGGUCCUAG
Molecule: messenger RNA, 4929 nt
Organism: Zonotrichia albicollis (white-throated sparrow)
Lineage: Eukaryota; Metazoa; Chordata; Aves; Passeriformes; Passerellidae
Product: toll-like receptor 2 type-1
Biological process (GO): immune response; inflammatory response; toll-like receptor signaling pathway
Cellular component (GO): plasma membrane; signaling receptor complex
Molecular function (GO): transmembrane signaling receptor activity; triacyl lipopeptide binding; protein binding
Source: RefSeq, a predicted model, not a curated record